Uranotaenia lowii is the source of this 1395-nucleotide messenger RNA. It is a transcript of the gene DCP2, whose product is annotated as m7GpppN-mRNA hydrolase. Bases 51 to 1316 code for a protein of 421 amino acids. The transcript has 2 exons. Gene Ontology annotation, molecular function: manganese ion binding; RNA binding; 5'-(N(7)-methylguanosine 5'-triphospho)-[mRNA] hydrolase activity. Gene Ontology annotation, biological process: deadenylation-dependent decapping of nuclear-transcribed mRNA; nuclear-transcribed mRNA catabolic process, nonsense-mediated decay. Gene Ontology annotation, cellular component: P-body; cytoplasm. The record is from RefSeq and is a predicted model, not a curated record. Lineage: Eukaryota; Metazoa; Arthropoda; Insecta; Diptera; Culicidae.
CUGAUCGGGUAGUUUCUUCCUGAUAAAAGUUUUUAAAAGUUUUGACGAUAAUGGCAACCAACAACUCUACGACAAUUGUCGGCGCGGGACCAACAAAAGCUGCCGCUAAAUCCGGAUCCCAAACGCAACCUCAACCCAAACUAGCUUCCGCUCCCAUCCGCGCAGCCAUUCUUGACGAUCUGGCCAGCAGAUUUAUCAUCAAUGUUCCGGUACAGGAGCGGAACAACAUGAUUCGAAUUUGUUUUCAAAUGGAACUGGCCCAUUGGUUUUAUUUAGAUUUUUACACCUGCCAGGGGUUUCCAAAAUGUGGCAUCAAACAAUUUGCCUUCCAAAUGUUUCAGCACAUUCCAUUCCUGAGUAAGCAUUUGGAUCAAGUGGAAAAGAUCCUUGAAGACUGGAAAUCGUACAAACUAACGGUGCCAACUUACGGGGCUAUUUUGAUCAGCGAAGACCUCAAGAACUGUCUUCUUGUUCAAUCGUUCUAUUCCAAAUCGUCUUGGGGUUUUCCAAAAGGAAAGAUCAACGAAGGCGAAGAUCCGAUGCACUGUGCUAUUCGUGAAGUAAAAGAGGAAACUGGGUUUAAUGCGACCAAUCUGAUAGUCCCGACCGAUUUCCUCGAGCUGACCAUCAACGAUCAGUACACCCGGUUGUAUUUGGUCUGUGGAGUGCCACAAGACACAGUUUUCGUGCCCCAAACGCGUAACGAAAUAAGAUGCUGCGAAUGGUUUCCGAUCGACCAGCUCCCGGUCAACAAGAAUGGCAACAUGGUGAAGGACAACCUCAGUAUGAAUGGAAAUUCAUUCAUAAUGAUUCUGCCGGUUGUAAAAAGGUUGAAAAAAUGGAUUAACAAAAAGAGGGAACAGCAGCAGGAUGACGUUUUCGAAGGCAAAACUGGGCCAAACCAAUCCGGCAGUGCAAACCGGCAACAGCGACAGCGACAUAAGUCGAUGGGUGACCUGGAUCAACAGCAACGCACCAAAUCCAGUGGCUCUCAGCAAUAUUUCCCCAACAAUCAGCCGCAAAUACUGCAGCAGCAGCCCAAGAAUACUCCAAAUGAAAACUACCAAGAGUUCACGGCUGGAAUGGGAGACCCCAAUGUGUCCACCUCGAAUAAGAAACCCAACCUACAAAAACAAUUGAGUCAAACCACCAACAACAGCAGUGGAGCAGCAGGGUUGAAUGUCAGCGUUGGACGAUCUCAAACCAAAAGGAAACUUUUUGAUACCGUUACCACCAAGGAAGAUCGACUGGCGAUUUUUAACGAAAAUAAGACGUGGUUGGGAUUCAAACUUGACUAUAGUAAAUUUUUCCAGUGAAGUUCGGACGAUGUUAAUUUUACAUACUUUUGCAAUGAUUUCUGACACAUUUGACGAAUUGUUUGUUUUUUUUUGACAA